AUGUUGGUGACACACUGAGAUGCUCAUCAUCAUCAGCUGAUCAGCAAUCUAUCAUUACUAUUGGAGCUUAUAACUUUUUAAACCCAAGAGUAUCUCCUAAUGGUACUGUUAGUGUCAUUGAAGGAUCCAACUUAACAUUAACAUGUUCUGAUCCUGGUAACAGUGGUGUACCACGUUAUGUAUGGAUUAAUGAUAGUGAUGGUAGUGAGCUUACACCUGUCAUUAAUAAUCCUCCUUUGACUUUACACCUAACCAAUAUUAACAGAGCAGCUAGUGGUAAUUAUAUCUGUAGAUCCACUAGUAUAGAUGUACCAGGAGUUAACAUGGACACUACUGUAACUCUUAAUGUGCAAUAUUUGGAUAUUAUUUCAGCAUCAUUAAAUCAGACUGCUGUUAUUGGUACCAAUUAUACUAUUACAUGCUCAUUUGAUGCUUUUCCGAUGAUUGAAUCAGUCACUUGGUUUCAUAAUAGGACAGCAAUUAAUCUUGAAGCUUUUCCUCACAUUAGUAUUAGUACAAACUCAAUGUCUUCUGAACUCUCUUUUUUACCUAUUGGGGGACUUGAUGAUGGUGGAGAGUAUUCAUGCUCUGUUUCUAAUGGUGUCCUUAAUGCCAAUGAUUCAUUAUUGAAUCUCACAGUUGUGUUUCCAUUGAAGCCUGACCCAGUGUAUAACCUAAUGACAUCUAACAUUACUAAUACAAGUGUUACAUUGAGCUGGUCAUUAGGUUUUAAUGGUAAUUCCCCAAUCACUGGUGGAAUAGUAUCAUAUGCUGCUAUAUCUAAUGGACUUGGUAAUGCGACACAAGUAUUUGUGGGAGAAAGUGAAGAGCUAAUAUUAUUUAAUCUUCAACCAUUUACUGUUUACAAUUUUAGUGUUGCUGUAGAAAAUGCUAUUGGUAUUAGCAAUGAAGCAACUAUUGAUGCUGAAACUCAACCAAAUGUUCCUGAUGCUCCUACUCUUAACAGUGUUGUGAGUAUCAGUUCAAGUUCUUUAGAAGUCAAUUGGACAAACAAUGUGGACCCUUUAACACAGUCAGAGGUAGAAUGGUACACAGUGAUGUAUUAUACAGAAAGACAGCAUAAUGAAUUGAAUGUACCUGCUCCUGCCAACACUGUCAUAAUAAAUGGCCUUCUUGAAGGAACCAAUUAUUCAAUAAUAGUUUCUGCCAGUAACAGUGCAGGAAUUGGUGCAUCUAGUAAUUCUAUUACAGUUCAAACUGUCACUAAUACUCCACCAGUCAUUGAAGCUAAUGAUACUUUUAUGAUAACAGUAGGAGAGACAGCAUUAUACACACUACGUAUCACAGACCCUGGAGACACUAUCAGUGUUACUAUUGAUCGAGAAUUUCCAUAUACCCUUCAUCAAAAUGGAUCAAUAUGGACACUCAAUGUAACACUGUCUUCUUUAGUGGAGUUCAAUUUUACUGUGAUAGCUACUGAUUCAUUCAAUGCAACAUCAACUAAAAUACCACAAUUAAUCAUUUGUGGCUGUCCACUUAACAUAAGUAAUUGCAGUAUGGAAGGUAUUAAGAACAAUACCAGUAAUCCUUUGAUUCUAAUGUGUGACUGUAUGAAAGCAUAUGAAGGAAAAUAUUGUAAGGAUGAUUUUGAUGGCUGUACUGAAAUAUCAUGCUUCAAUGAUGCUACAUGUACUGAUGUACCAGCACCUGGAACUGGUGCCACUUGCCCACCUUGUCCUAGUGGAUACACUGGAGAUGGAAUUGUUUGUAAUUAUGUUGGGGCAGUGUUUCUUCCAUUCCUUUAUCCAUCAAGUUAUAAUGUGUAUACUAAUGUUGAUGAUGGUUCUGCUAAUGCUGCACUACCAAAUACACUUGAGUUUGGAGGCUUUCGCUAUAACAGAGCUUAUAUUAGCAGCAAUGGAUUAGUCAGCUUUGGUAAUGCCUAUAAUUCCUUCUCUCCAAGGAACUUCCCUCUUGAAAGUAGUUUAGCUGUUGUGGCUCCAUAUUGGGAUGAUAGUCGUUUGUCGGGAUCAAGAGAGCUACGCUAUCAAAUUGUAUCUGGAUCAUCAUCUCUCAUCACUGGAGUCAAUGCCUUCUUAUCCAAUUACACUGGUAAUACAUUUGAAGCUGAUUGGUUACUGUGGGCUUACUGGCAUGACAUAUGUCCUUAUAAUAGAGGAAACUGUCAAGAUUCAAACUUCUUUCAAGUGGCUAUAGCAGUACAAGGAAGCAUAACAUAUUCAAUAUUUACAUAUCAGUGUGAUCUCAUCAGAUGGACUCUUAGAACUGCUGCAGUUGGUUACAGUGUGAAUGGUACCUUUUAUAAAAACCACCAAUUGUCAAAGAGUAGCAGUGUAGUUAAUAUCGACUGUGAAGGAGCUGUAUCUAAUUGGACUAAUGUUGUUUACAGAAUUGAUACUGCCACUAAUACUCCACCAGUCAUAGAAGCUAGUGAUACUUUUAUGAUAGCAGUAGGAGAGACAGCAUCAUACACACUACGUAUCAUAGACCCUGGAGAUACUGUCAAUGUUACUAUUGAAUUUGAUGGAGAGUUUCCAUACACACUUGAUCAAAAUGGAUCAAUAUGGACACUCAAUGUUACACUCUCUUCUUUAGCAGAGUUCAAUUUUACUGUGAUAGCUACUGACUCAUUCAAUGAAACAUCAACUAAAACUCCACAAGUGAUAAUUUGUACCUGCACAAGUAAUCGAGGUAAUUGUACAGUUACAGAUAAGAAUGACAAUAGUAACCCAUUGAUCCUGAUGUGUGAUUGUAUGGAAGCAUAUGAUGGUGAAUAUUGUGAAGAUGAUUUUGAUGGUUGUACUGAAGUAUCAUGCUUCAAUAAUGCUACAUGUACUGAUGUACCAGCACCUGGAACUGGUGUCACUUGCCCACCUUGUCCUAGUGGAUACGCUGGAGAUGGAAUUGUUUGUUACAUUCCUCCAGUUAUUCUUCCCUACAUUGUGUUCAACAGCAGUAUAUCAACAGUUACUAAUAUAACCAGACAUUACUUUUACUCUACAUGGAGAGUUAAUGUUCCAAGACCUAUUACUUUAUUAGGCUCUGCUUAUUCAUCAAUUUAUAUUUCCAUUGGUGGCACUUUCUCCAUGAGUGGUCGUUUUAACUAUUGGUAUUCAACCUUGUUCCCAAGUAGGAUACGUGGUAUAAGAGAUUCAGUUGUGUUUGCUCCUAUGUGGAAUUUUUAUGAUAUCAGGAGAGAAGGUAUGUGUACAUGUACUGUUAUAUUUAUGUGUGAUAAAAAGUAUAAUUCUUUAAUAGUAGAUUUGAGCUAAUUUAUUUUUAGUAAC
Molecule: messenger RNA, 3269 nt
Organism: Amphimedon queenslandica
Lineage: Eukaryota; Metazoa; Porifera; Demospongiae; Haplosclerida; Niphatidae
Product: mucin-4-like
Exons: 16
Coding region: 324-3254 (976 amino acids)
Biological process (GO): cell-matrix adhesion
Molecular function (GO): protein binding
Source: RefSeq, a predicted model, not a curated record